GGGGUGGGUGGGUAGGUGCGGAGUUCCCCAUCCCACUCCGGAGGCUCGAGAUCGGUGUGCGGAGCUGUGUUUUUGGCUAUUCCCCUUCGAUUUGGUGUCAUCUCAUCGAACCAGCCACGUGAUAUACCUUGCUUUCAACUCCAUCACCUGGUUUGCUCUCCCGCAAAACCCGCCAUUGCUUGCUUGCUUGCCACUUGCUGCUGCUGCUGCUUCUGCUCGGCUUGGACCCAGACCACGCAGCAGAAGAAGAAGAAGAAGAAUAAGUAGCUCGGUGUGUGGUGUCAAAAUCCUAUCGCCUCUAACCUACGCGAAUAUGAAGAAUGAGGAAUAGCGGCUGCUGAUUCUGAGGUUUCCUCUGCUUUCGAGCGUAUCCUAUACAUCUUGGUCCUCAUUUUUUGGGACUAGGGUUUGGGCGUGCCAUCUUCCGCUCGGUAUCGGAGACAAAGGUCGCUGGAGAUUCUCGAGUGAGCGUGUAUGAGACCGUGAAAGACUGCGACGGACGUGGGCUUUCGGAGGUGUGUGAAGCUCUGGCGGUGUCGCCGGGAUAGUGUGGGGUUUUUCGUGGAGGGGCGUGGGACUAAACAGGGGUUUGGAAGUUUCAUCCUCAGGGUUUUGGCUGUUUUGAAGCUGGCAGGGUUCGGAUAUGAGUGCGAAACGUAGUUUAGGUCAUUACGUACGCGGGUUGGAUCGGUGGUUGUAAGGGGUUUUGGAGGUGGAGGGUGAACCUUAUCCGAGGAUGUUGCUGGUGAUGGACUAGGGUAGAACCUUGGAAAACUUCCGGUUAGAAUCAUGGGAGUGCUGUGAGUUCGAUCGUGGUGGGUUGAAUUAAAAGACAGGAAACGACGACUACAGAACAAGAGUUCGUGAAAGAGAGGCAUCGGUGGGUGGUUCUUGAAAGCUUAGCCAGGGUGUUGCACUGGUUUUGGUAGCCAGGACCCUGAAUUGGGAGUGGUACUGCUGCAAUAGAUGGCCUUCCAGGGCACAAAACUUAGGGUUUCUAAACGACGCUAGCAGAAGUUGUGGAAAACGGAGUGUGGUGAUCACACAGAUUUGCACCAUCUUUUUGAUACAAAUCACAGUGACAAAAAUAGUAAGCAAUUGAAGUUGCACAAGGUCAACGCGUUUGAUGAAAUUUAGAAAACGCACGCACGCUACAAAUCUCACCUCAGUUAUGAGCUUAGCAGAUACACGUGCAUCUUGUACUUCCGGUUCAGCCUUUCCUUCCAAAAAGUCCUGAUUUAGACUAUUGUAGCUGUCCAGUAUCCGGAUGCUACAAACAGUACCGCGAUUAGAGUCACUUGGAAUCUGGGCUACAUGCACUAGAAAGGCUCGAGAUGCUCUUUUCUCUUCUGUACGUCUGAUAAAGGCAGCAUAACAUCAUUUGCGAACAAUCGUGAAAAACCUGCCGGACUUGUUGAGUUCUGAACCUACAACUUCCACGGGGCACAAUAUACAGGACUGUGGAGUUGACCUCUGCCUUUAUUUCCUCUGGCGGUUUGAGUGGAGCUCAAGGUGUAAUUUGGAAGACGACUGUGAAGAACCUUAUGUACAUUGAAAGAUCCGGCGAUUGCAUCACUUUUGGCCGCGUUGCAUUACAUCCCGGAAGAACCAUCGCCAUGGAGUGUUGGAAUUCGCAAUAGUGUGAUGCUGAAGUGAUUUUAAAUGGAUGCUAUGGUUUCUUAGGCAUCAAGAGGGACGUUGGUUGGCAAUGAACGUUGGAGUUUGUUGGAAGGCUAUCAGGGAUUGUGGUGCUGAUGUAGCCAACACCCGCAUUAUUUUGGAUGUGUGAGGGGGAGGGGGAGAGGGAGAGGGGGUGAGAGCGAGAGAGAGCAGAAAGAGGGAAGGGGCUGGCAAAUGGAUUCUUUCAGGGUAAUGCCUGUGUAUUAUGACUAACCUCGAUGGCGUCCUAGUCUGAGGGAGAGGAUUUGCGGUGUUGUGUUUCGUGAAGAAAGUAGGACGAGAUUGGUGGUCGGCAGAAAGUGACGGUUGGGCUCCUGCCGGCAGACCUAUCAUGGUCUGUGGCGGGGAUGGAGAGAAGUGAGCCAUCCUUGGUCCCGCAAUGGCUCAAAGGAGCCGGCAGUGGCGGGGCUGGCGGGGCAAGCCACUAUUCGCAGGCGUCGUCUAAUCAUCAAGAUGAGAGCGGGGGAGGCUUUGCGUUGCGGCCCCGCGUUGCGUCGCCUGGGUUAACAAGUGGGGGCAGGGAUGCGGAGUACGACGCGCCACGCUUCCCACCCUCUUCGUCCUCCGAUCGGGCGUAUUAUUCAGCAAUUAGACGGGGACCGGGGGGAGGAAGCAGUGGCAUCAGCGACCGGUCAAUACAAGAGAGGGAGAGUUUUUCACGUGGGUACACCAAUUUUGGUCGCAGCAGUACGUAUCGCAGUUACGAUGCAGGUUUGGAUCGGAGUGACAGGGACACGGUUAGGGAACGGGACUGGGAUUGGGACCGAGACAGGGAGCGGGACGGGCGGGAUAGGAGCAGGGUUUUGGGAGGGUUGGGAGGAUCUGAGGAGAGGGAAAGAGAGCGGAGCGAGCAGCCUGAGAGUUUGUCCGCAUUUCGGAGGCCCGGAUUAGGUCAAUUGCCAGGGGGUCGGUAUGAGGCCGAUUUAAGUGCACCACUUCGACGAGUGCAGUCGAUGGGGUCGGCAGCUCGAGCGCUUGAGAACGGGGAGAAGAAAGCUGCGGAGGCGGGGAGCCUUCGGACAGCUCCCCCUUCGAAUAGCAGUGGGUUGACGAGCAGCAUGCAGAAAGCAGCAUUUGAGCGUAACUUUCCUUCUCUUGGUGCUCAAGAGAGGGGCGGUGGCGUGAGCGGCAUACAGUCGAACCUGGGGAACUUGGUGAUUUCGAGUCCACGGCCACUAUGGCAAGGUUCGUCCACACCGAGGAUGGAUGGAACAAGGUCGGCAGCAUCCUCACCCGGUCUGCCUAAUGGUGGCAGCCCUGGUAGCGGACUGGCAUCUACGACCGCGGGAGGCAGCAAUGGCGAAGGGUGGAGCUCUGCAUUAGCCGAGGCUCCUACUGCUGUGAAUGGCACGCUGGCCGGUCCUUUGAGCUCUCCUGGCACUGUGAUCACUUCGCCGACGUCGGCUCUAGCGAGCAUGUCAGUGUCUGGGAACCUUAUGAAUGCCCCGAAGAUGGCAGAGGCGCUGGUCCAGAUCCCUCCUCGCGUGCGCACCCCUCCACAGUAUUUGGUUGAGAAGGAGCGAUUGGAGGAGCGUGCAUUGCAGCAAUCUCGGCAGUUGAUUCCAAUGGUUCCAAAGACUCUGGGUCCUUCCCCUCGAGACAAGAAGGUGGAGCGGGCAGUGCAUGUGAUAGCUCCUCCGAACGCCUUGAAGGCAAGGCAGGGGAUGGGUAGCUCCCAGCAGGUUUUGAGCUCGCCGUACCGGCCACCGGCAUCUCGUCCCGAGGCUCCGAAGUUGGGGCAAGGAACAGGGAAGAUUUUGACGAGAAAGGUGCCUGUGAAGGAGGCGGUUCUGGUGGUAUCCCCUUCUCCAGUUACCACAGGCCUGAAAACUGAAGCUUCAGCAGUGGUGGCGACGGGUUUGGGAGCCCCUGGGUUGGGUGGAGGAAGCUCUGCAAGUGCAGUCGGGGUUUUGAACAGCGGUCCUCGUAAGCAAAAGCAACUUCUGGAUCGGCGUGCCGUUCCGAUUCCACCAGUUACAGCUGGUGCGAGUUCAGACGGGAGCAGCGGGGGUAUACGGUCGAAAGAUGGAAGUUUGUCUGGAGGUGAUGAACGUCGGCCGUGUGUGCCAACUCAAAAUCGUGUGGACUUUUUCAACGCUCUUCGAAAGAAAGCGGGUUUGGGUGGUACAUCGAAUGUUGUAGAUAAAUUGGACGUUGCAGCACCGAAAAGCGAUGAUUUGUUAAACGGUGUAGAGGUGGGGAAUGGGUUGUCGGAGGAGAGCGUGCAUCCGUUGGGGGACGCUGGUGAGCAUUCUGUGGGAGAGUCGUACCCGUCGGAGAACGGGGAGCGACAAGAGAUUGAUAGCAGCGGGGAUGGCGAAGGAGGUGGCUCCGACUCUGAGGUUUUUGGCACGGUGGGUAAAGAGAACGGCGGGAUGAUGGAGGGCACGACAGAUGACACCGGUGAGGAGCAGGUGUUUGAGGAGGGUGAUGGAUCUCUGCAGCAGCAGUUGGCAUCAGGGGAUGGGCCCUCUGAGGCCGAAGAGAUGUCGUUUUUGAUUUCACUUGGAUGGAGUCAAGCCGAUGCGGAAGAAACAGAUGCUUUGACGCAAGAUGAGAUCGAUGCCUUCAUUCAGAAGCGCAACGAAUUGACAUCUUUACCAGGCGCCGAACAGCGCUGCAGUAACAACCACCACAACCACAACCACAGCCGCAGGCGAAUGGAUCUCAAGAGGCGAAUGGAUGUCCAGGUGGGCAGCAUUGGAAGCGAGACAUCUUGUGUGACGACUUCCGACAGUGAGUCUGAUUGAUGAUUGGGUGGGGGGUAGACGUUUGAGGUGAUGAGGAUGAGGGCGGAAGUGUGGGCGUGAUGCGACAGCCACCUCCGAUGUGAGAGGUGAAGUAGAUAGAGACGGGCGACGAAGAGAAUGUGACGGAGGCGGUGGUAGGGUGGAAGGCUGGUGGAAGUGAUGUGUUUCACAGCAGUCUUGUAGGGGUGGUGGGAAUGGGAUGGGGCGAAGCUCAAUGAAGGAGCCUCAGAGAGGCAUAAGAGACUUGCAGCGGUCAAUUCUUGUAGAGGAAACAGAAUGUAUGCACUUGUCGAGCAGUUUCUCAGUGUAAUGGGUACACAGCAUUAGUAGCGAAUGCUGGGGAACAUCGGAACUCCAGGUUUUGACCACAGAUUCCAAUUGGCGUGGCUGUGAGCAGAUUGGCCACUGACGUCGUGUGUGUAUUGAGGAACGUUUUUGGUUUGUUUCUCCUCCCUAUUUUCUUUCCUGGUUAACAUAAGGGUACCCCUCCCCUCCUUCCCUGGGCGUGCGUUAAGCGGCUUGGGACCUCUCUGGACA
Messenger RNA from Physcomitrium patens, 4967 nucleotides. RefSeq lists its product as uncharacterized. NCBI's taxonomy places the organism in Eukaryota, Viridiplantae, Streptophyta, Bryopsida, Funariales, Funariaceae. The record is from RefSeq and is a predicted model, not a curated record.